AAACCUCAUUCUCGGUUUGGAAGGCAUCCUGAUCUGCUGUUCUCAAGCGUGAGUGAAUAACCCGUGUCCACAGAUUUUUAAUCUAUAUUAUUAAUUUAUUGCUGCUGUGUGAAAAGUUCAAUUCAAAAUGCGUGAAUGUAUUUCUGUACACGUUGGCCAAGCUGGUGUCCAGAUUGGUAACGCCUGCUGGGAGCUGUACUGUUUGGAACAUGGAAUCCAACCGGACGGUCAGAUGCCAUCGGACAAAACCAUUGGCGGAGGCGACGAUUCGUUCAAUACCUUCUUCAGUGAAACCGGAGCAGGCAAGCACGUGCCACGUGCCGUUUUCGUUGACUUGGAACCAACCGUAGUGGAUGAGGUUCGUACUGGAACCUACCGGCAACUGUUCCACCCGGAACAAUUGAUCACCGGAAAGGAAGAUGCUGCCAAUAACUAUGCUCGUGGCCAUUAUACCAUCGGCAAGGAAAUUGUCGAUUUAGUACUGGAUCGUAUUCGCAAACUGGCUGACCAGUGCACUGGUUUACAAGGAUUCUUAAUCUUCCACUCUUUCGGUGGAGGUACUGGAUCCGGUUUCACCUCGCUCUUGAUGGAACGUCUGUCAGUAGAUUAUGGCAAAAAAUCUAAACUUGAGUUUGCCAUCUAUCCGGCUCCUCAAGUUUCAACUGCUGUCGUUGAACCGUACAACUCCAUUCUGACGACCCAUACUACCCUGGAGCAUUCGGAUUGUGCUUUCAUGGUUGACAACGAAGCUAUCUACGAUAUCUGCCGUCGCAACUUGGACAUUGAACGACCAACUUAUACCAAUUUGAACCGUCUGAUUGGCCAAAUCGUUUCUUCGAUCACCGCUUCACUGCGUUUUGAUGGAGCUCUGAAUGUGGAUCUUACUGAGUUCCAAACCAAUUUGGUCCCAUACCCACGUAUCCAUUUCCCAUUGGUCACGUAUGCUCCGGUUAUUUCGGCCGAAAAGGCUUACCACGAGCAGCUCUCGGUAGCCGAGAUCACGAACGCUUGUUUCGAGCCAGCCAACCAGAUGGUCAAGUGUGACCCCCGUCAUGGUAAAUACAUGGCCUGUUGCAUGCUGUACCGUGGUGAUGUAGUCCCUAAGGAUGUUAACGCCGCUAUUGCAACCAUCAAAACUAAACGUACCAUUCAAUUCGUCGAUUGGUGUCCAACCGGUUUCAAGGUCGGCAUCAACUAUCAGCCGCCAACCGUUGUUCCAGGUGGCGAUCUGGCCAAGGUUCAACGUGCCGUUUGCAUGUUGUCCAACACAACUGCCAUUGCCGAAGCUUGGGCUCGUCUUGAUCAUAAGUUCGAUCUGAUGUACGCUAAGCGUGCCUUUGUCCACUGGUACGUCGGUGAAGGUAUGGAGGAGGGCGAGUUCUCCGAAGCACGUGAGGAUUUGGCCGCUCUCGAGAAGGACUACGAGGAAGUUGGUAUGGACUCCGGUGAAGGUGAGGGCGAAGGAGCAGAAGAAUACUAAAUUGUGCAAAUCGCAAAAAAAACCGAUUUUUCCUCAUGCAUGAGGUUUUGACAAAUAAAAUCAACGCAUAAAUCA
Molecule: messenger RNA, 1555 nt
Organism: Sabethes cyaneus
Lineage: Eukaryota; Metazoa; Arthropoda; Insecta; Diptera; Culicidae
Product: tubulin alpha-1 chain
Exons: 2
Coding region: 128-1480 (450 amino acids)
Biological process (GO): mitotic cell cycle; microtubule cytoskeleton organization
Cellular component (GO): microtubule; cytoplasm
Molecular function (GO): structural constituent of cytoskeleton; GTP binding
Source: RefSeq, a predicted model, not a curated record